AUGGCGAGUGAUAAUGAAGAAGAUGAAGAAGAAGAAAUUGAACCGGAGAAUGAAGAAGACCGCGCUUUUCUCGAUGAUGAAAUACAAGAACUGGAAGACGUCUCCUUUUAUAGAAGAUUGAACGUUGAAGUGGACAGAGAAAGAAGACAGCAACUGAGACAGACGCGGGACCAGUUAGAAGAGUUACAAGAUAUUGUAGGUGGUUCAGAGGACGUCAGUGACCACAAAGUCCUCAGUCAACUAGAGGAGAAACUGAACGCCUAUAUACAAGAACUGCCCGUGCUAGGCUUCAACUCUGGCAAGUACGACCUGAAUGCCUCCAAAGAAUUCCUGUUCCCGUACCUCAUCAAGCAUCAGCCCGUCAAGUUUACUGUGAAAAGGAAUAAUAAUCAUAUGUGUAUCAAGACAGACUCUUUAAAGUUUCUGGACAUCUCUAAUUAUCUCGCUCCAGGGUUCAGCUACGAUCAGUUCCUGAAAGCGUACGAGUGCGAACAGACCAAAGGUUUCUUCCCUUACGAGUGGAUCGACAGCCUGGACAAGCUCGAAGAAACAUCUCUGCCCUCGCAUGAAGCUUUCUACUCAAGUCUGAAGAACCAAAACAUUACAGAAGAAGAAUAUGAGUACUGCCAGCAAGUAUGGGAAGAAAAUGAAAUGUCCACCUUUCAAGAGUUCUUAAUCUGGUACAAUAAUUUGGAUGUCGUUCCUUUCCUCGAGGCAGUAGAAAAAUGA
Porites lobata is the source of this 729-nucleotide messenger RNA. NCBI's taxonomy places the organism in Eukaryota, Metazoa, Cnidaria, Anthozoa, Scleractinia, Poritidae. The record is from the annotation of a GenBank genome assembly.